CUUCCUCCGUGAGGUGAAAGGACACAGAGCAGCGAGCUAACAUGACAACAUUAAGACCGUUUACCUGCGAUGAUUUAUUUAAAUUCAACAAUAUUAACUUGGACCCUCUGACAGAAACCUAUGGGAUCCCGUUCUACCUGCAGUACCUGGCUCACUGGCCCGAGUACUUCAUCGUGGCCGAGGCUCCUGGUGGUGAACUGAUGGGCUACAUCAUGGGGAAGGCGGAGGGAUCCGUGGCUCGGGAGGAGUGGCACGGUCACGUCACCGCUCUGUCCGUGGCCCCGGAGUUCAGGAGGCUCGGCCUCGCUGCCAAACUCAUGGAGAUGCUGGAGGAGAUCUCAGAGAGGAAGGGCGGGUUCUUCGUGGAUCUCUUCGUGCGUGUCUCCAACCAGGUGGCGGUGAACAUGUACAAACGUCUGGGCUACAGUGUGUACAGGACGGUGAUCGAGUAUUACUCGGCCAGCAACGGAGAGCCCGACGAAGACGCUUACGACAUGAGGAAAGCUCUGUCCAGAGACUCGGAGCAGAAGUCCAUCGUCCCUCUGCCUCAUCCUGUCAGACCAGAGGACAUCGAAUAACAGCAGACUGUGGCUCUCUGCAGCCUCAUAUAUUAAUAUUAUAUAUAUAUAGAUAACAUUACAGGCACAUUGUACAUAGUCAAACUGUCAGAGAGCCACGCUGUACAAAUAUCAUCUUUUCAUUUCAUGUAAAUUCUGUUUUCUUAAGAAAAGAAACCACAACGAGUGAGUUUGAAUAGAUGUUUGUAUAAUGCAGAAGAACACGUCGUACAAUAAAGACUGAUCACCAGC
Messenger RNA from Anarrhichthys ocellatus (wolf-eel), 809 nucleotides. It is a transcript of the gene naa20, whose product is annotated as N-alpha-acetyltransferase 20, NatB catalytic subunit. The record is from RefSeq and is a predicted model, not a curated record. NCBI's taxonomy places the organism in Eukaryota, Metazoa, Chordata, Actinopteri, Perciformes, Anarhichadidae. Bases 42 to 578 code for a protein of 178 amino acids. Gene Ontology annotation, cellular component: NatB complex. Gene Ontology annotation, molecular function: protein-N-terminal amino-acid acetyltransferase activity. Gene Ontology annotation, biological process: N-terminal peptidyl-methionine acetylation. The transcript is spliced from 6 exons.